CGCAUGCCGCAUUUUCGGCGCGUGCGGCUGCGGCUCAGCUGGAGUGGAGUCUGUGGAGUGGAGUGUGUGCUUGUUCGUUACGUUGUUCCUGUUCUCCUCGAUCAUGAGCCUUGAAUUGUGUCGGCUGUGUGCUGCGCGCAGUGACGACAUACCAAUUUUUGGUACCACAGAAUACCUGCCAUACAAGAUAAAUUUUACUCUAAACAUAGAGGUGAAGGAGAGUGACAGCAGAAAGACGAUUUGUCUUCUGUGUAAGACAAAAUUGACAGAAUUCCAUGAUUUCAAGAAUAUGUGUCGGAAUACCGAAGCCCAAGGCAUCGGAUCUCCAAAGAACUUACCAAUUUUGACGAAAAUUAAAGAGGAGCCCAAGGACUUUCAAGAACUCGCGAACCAGGUGGCCUCAGUGCCUGUUCCUAAUUCGGAACCUAUCAAGCUUGUGCCACUAAUCAGUUUACCAUUUCUCUUCAAAAAUGAUGUGAAAGUGGAGAAAGCUAAUGAUGCAAAGUCCCCGAAGUCUCCUGGCAGCAAUUCUUCAGUGGAGUCAUCAGUUGAUUACCUCAUAAACCAAGUGGAUACUGAUGACUCUAAAUCAAGUUUAGAAGAUGGAAAAAGAGAUGGUGAUAAAGGUGCUGACUCUUCUGAAGCAGGCAGUGCAGAUGUUGUUGCUCCCGGUGAUGACUCCUCUCACAAUAAUGCUGCUCCCACUGAUGAUAGUGCUUCUCUAAAUUGUGAUCAAGAAAAUGAUCCUCCUGAAAACAGUGCCAGUAAUCAUCCUGAUGACGAUUCUCUCGGGAAUGGUGCUUCUGAUGCUGGUGGCAGAAGGAGAGGCCGCAAGCGCAGAGUGCCGUCCCCAGAUGUGGAGUUGAAAAAACGAAGACUUACUCGGAGCUCUACCGGUGUUCUUCCGAAGAAGAAAAUAAUUAUAGACGAAUCAGAGGAUGAUUCGGAUCCUGAUGAUCCGGAAUACAAGGACCAGGUUAAUCAACCGGAGACGGAGAGUGAGAGUGAUGAGGAGGAGAAGAGCAAAUCACCUGUGCCACCUAUGAAGCCACCUAGCAAGUCACCCACCAAGUCUACCGCCAAGUCACCUACACCUGAGGUAAAGCCCAAGCCAUCAAAAAAUCUACCAGAGGGUACAUGUGUUAAAUGCGAGAAGCAAUUUCCUUCCACUAUGGCACUUGAAUCUCACCAGAUGGAAGACCAUUUCAAUGAAACAUGGUACUGUUAUGAUUGUUUGUGUGGCUUUCCAAAUUUUAAGACUUGGAAGUACCAUAAAAGAAAUUUUUGCAAAAAGUCUGCUGUCAUAAGAAUAUGUACCUCGUGUCAAGGAUCAUUUACAUCAUUUGAAGAACUAAAAGUUCAUUCGCAAACUUGUAAGGGCACACCCGAAAAAGGUGCCAAUGACUCUGCGAAGAAUUCUGAUCCACCAAAUCGAAAGCCUACUUUCCGGUGUUCUUUUUGUGCCAUUGAAACUGAUGAUAACACUGAGUUUCUGGAGCAUCUGAAAGUUCACAAGAAGAACACAAAUUCUAUUUUAAAAUGUAAUCAGUGUGAUAAAACUUUUAAAGAGAAAGGGGCUCUAAUAUGCCACAAAGAAUUUCAUCAUAAAAAUACCAAUCAAAAAUCAAAAAAUCCUAGUGAGAAACCAACUGUGAAGAGUGAUCCUGUAGUUGUAGAUGAUAAUUCUAAAGGUGUCCUUAGUCGAAAAAAUCAUAAAGAGUACAAGUGCAACAAGUGUGAUGAGGUUUUCACUAAUUCUGGUAAACUUAUUUGUCACCAGGUGCUCUCUCACAAAAAGAAAUAACUUGUAUCUUCUCCUUUUUGAGCCCCUGUCCAAUUGAAAUAUAAUUCUUUUAAAUAGCAA
Messenger RNA from Thrips palmi, 1864 nucleotides. Its product is annotated as GDNF-inducible zinc finger protein 1-like. Gene Ontology annotation, cellular component: nucleus. The record is from RefSeq and is a predicted model, not a curated record. Gene Ontology annotation, molecular function: DNA-binding transcription activator activity, RNA polymerase II-specific; zinc ion binding; RNA polymerase II cis-regulatory region sequence-specific DNA binding. Gene Ontology annotation, biological process: regulation of transcription by RNA polymerase II. The coding region runs from base 104 to 1804 and encodes 566 amino acids. The transcript is spliced from 4 exons. Lineage: Eukaryota; Metazoa; Arthropoda; Insecta; Thysanoptera; Thripidae.